AGUCUCAGUACGUUCGUCGUGCCGUACACACUUGCGAGAGAUAAACGCUCGCCGGUAACACUCGCGCAACGAAUAUUUUGCGUAAGUGAUUUCACGCAAAACUAGUAAAUUGUGAGAACGAUGAAACGAAUAAAUCAAACGAGGUUGCCUUGGUCUUGAUUUUUCAUUGUGACUUAAUUUAAUUUGUGGCAAAUCUAUGAAGUCGAUUGAUAAAUUAGUUUGUUACGAGAAAAAUAUCUGCGCUGCAGAAAAUAAUUAAAUUAGAGCAUUACUAGUUCGCAUUCGGAACGUCAGAAAAAUGGGUGGCAGCGGACACAACAGAAGCCUGUUUACGUAUGACACGCUAGUGCACGCGAUAUCGGGUGCUGCGGGUAGCGUUGUCGCAAUGGCAGCCUUUUAUCCCUUAGACACCGUAAGAAGUCGUUUACAGUUGGAAGAAGGACGGCAAUCGAAAAAUACAUUAGCAACCAUACGAGAACUCAUUGCGAAAGAAGGACCGUACACAUUGUAUAGAGGUAUCGUUCCCGUUCUGCAGAGUCUAUGCGCGAGUAACUUCGUUUAUUUCUACACAUUCCAUGGCUUAAAGGAGCUGAGAAGCAGAAGGAACCAGACAGCUGGCAGUGACUUGCUUAUCGCUUCGAUCGCUGGUGUUAUCAACGUUCUCACCACGACACCCUUGUGGGUUGUGAACACGAGAUUGAAGAUGAGAGGUGUUGGAGGCGCUCCAGAAAGAAAUAACAACGAAUAUACUACUUUGUACGACGGACUCGUGCACAUAUGGAAGUAUGAAGGUUUGGAGCAGCUGUGGGCGGGAACAUUGCCGAGUCUCAUGCUCGUGACGAAUCCUGCCAUUCAAUUUAUGACAUACGAGAGUAUCAAGAGAAGGGUCAAUGCAUCUUUCAGCGGUACUCAACCACCAGCGUGGAUUUUUUUCGCUAUUGGCGCGAUUGCGAAAACGAUUGCCACGUCGUUAACAUAUCCCUUGCAGCUUGUGCAAACAAAAUUGAGGCAUGGACACAAGUUUCCUAAUCUACCUCCAAAUGCAGGCACGUUACAAAUAUUGUUCUACAUUUUAAAGAAGCAAGGGAUAAGUGGCUUGUACAAAGGGAUGGAGGCUAAACUUUUACAGACUGUUUUCACAGCCGCUUUGAUGUUCCUGGCUUACGAAAAAAUCGCGCGAUUUGUUUUCCGUAUACUUUUACACAGACCUGUUCUAAGAUAACGACUUAUCUCCACGGCGAAAUAAUAUUACAACAAAGUAAACUUAAAAAUCUUAAUCUUCAAGUCACAUUUUAUACUUUCCUAUAGAUUGUGACUUCAUGGAUAAAUGUGAAAAAUUAGUAUUAACAUUACUACAAUUAGAUAAUCAAUUAAAAAUAUCUAAAAAUUUAACAUUGCGGACAAAUCACGAGAAAUCUCGUGUUUAUUAUGUUAAUGCUUCAAGCGGAUCACACGAAUUCUCGUGUGCAAAUAUAUAGGACAUGAAAAUAUCUGGCCACUGAGCAUGGCUAGCAGUAAUAUAAUUAAUGUGUUAAUCUCUAAAAAAUCUUAUACAUAUAAUUCUUUUUUUUUCUAGUAUUAUUGAUAUCGUUAAAACUGCGAUAUUAACUAAUGUUUUAACGAGUAUACUUUAUAUAUUCAUAAUUAUCAUAAAAAAUAUGUAUAUUAAUGAUAAGAUUGUAUAUCAAAUUUUUACAUUGUGAAUGUGACCAUUUAGACACUAAUUAACAAAACGGAUAUGGUAGAGAUCGAAGAAUUUCGAUAAUCGAGUCAGCACUGAAAUGCGCGAUUAUCAUCAACCUGAUGAUAAAAAACUGUCAGAAAAAAACGGUUAAAACAUAGAGUUUGUAGAAAUAUCCAAGAAAAAUGUGAAUAUACUUGAGAUACUGGCGAGUUUAAGAAAAUCGCAGCAUUGUUUUAGAUCGCAACUUCAGUACAAGUUUUUACAAACGCGAAAAGCAAAUACGGGAAAAGAAAAUGAAGAAGCGGAAUGCGUAAAUGUCGCAACACGUCACGAUUACUCCCGCAAAAUCGAUCGCAAACGAUCCGAGGCGAUAUUAAAACUUUUAGCUAAACUUAAAAUACGCAAAUCAUCUAAAAGUCAACUGCAGAUUAAUGGUUGCAAGUCUAUGACUUCCAAGUAAGUGCUCGUAAAAAAAGAUAACGUAUCCAUUUUCUAUGUUGAUAAUAGAAACAUAAAUAGAACAGUG
Molecule: messenger RNA, 2210 nt
Organism: Linepithema humile (Argentine ant)
Lineage: Eukaryota; Metazoa; Arthropoda; Insecta; Hymenoptera; Formicidae
Gene: Snapin
Product: Peroxisomal Membrane Protein 34
Biological process (GO): transport
Cellular component (GO): peroxisomal membrane
Molecular function (GO): AMP transmembrane transporter activity; ADP transmembrane transporter activity; ATP transmembrane transporter activity
Source: RefSeq, a predicted model, not a curated record